Messenger RNA from Corapipo altera (White-ruffed manakin), 533 nucleotides. Its product is annotated as solute carrier family 22 member 6-like. The annotation marks the transcript as partial. The transcript has 3 exons. Lineage: Eukaryota; Metazoa; Chordata; Aves; Passeriformes; Pipridae. Gene Ontology annotation, molecular function: transmembrane transporter activity. The record is from RefSeq and is a predicted model, not a curated record. Gene Ontology annotation, biological process: transmembrane transport.
UUGACCCAAAUGGCCACCACAGCCUGUUCUGGGGGGUUGGGAGGGCGGAGGGGACCCCCCCGGCCCCGAUCCCACCCCGUGCCGUGUCCCCCCCGCAGUGGGACCUGGUGUGUGGCUCGCGGGGGCUGCGGCAGUUGGCGCAGUCGCUCUACAUGGCCGGAGUCCUGGUGGGCGGCAUCGUCUUCGGGGGGCUCUCCGACAGGUUCGGCCGGCGCUCGGUGCUCACCUGGUGUUACCUGCAGCUGGGGGCGAUGGGCAUCUGCUCGUCCUUCGCCCCCUCCUUCCCCCUCUACUGCCUCUUCCGCUUCCUCACGGGCACGGCCUUCUCGGGCAUCGUCCUCAACAGCGUCUCCCUCUGUACGUGCCCCCCACACCUGCCCCUGGCACCCUCUGGGUGGACUCUGUGUGCCCCAGAACCUGCCCCCAAACCUGCCCUGGCACCCCUGGGUGGGCUUUGUGUGCCCCAGAACCUGCCCCCAAACCUGCCCCUUGAACCUGCCCCCAAACCUGCCCUUGAACCUGCCCCCAAACCU